GGCGUUCAACAAAACCAAAAACGCCAUCUUGUCUUCGUCUUCCCCACUUGGGAAUCCUUUACUCCCCUCACCUAAAACGAAGAAACCACCGGGAUAGGUAGGACACCAUUAUUGCGACUCGCGAGCGAGCACCUCCCCUUCCCUGAUUCCCACGAGCAUCCCAGGCCGCUCGUCCUCCCGAGAAAUGCCUCUCCGUUGCUGCUCUUGAAAGGAUUGCUCGAUGCAGGGGAGGAGGAAGACCGCGCGGGCGAUGGCUCGGGGGGAGGGACGGGAGCGGGAGCAGCAGCAGCAGCAGCCGGCGGCGGCAAGCUCCAAAGGCCAAGCAUGGUUCUGCACCACAGGAUUGCCAAGCGAUGUCGUGAUCGAGGUGGGCGACAUGACCUUCCAUCUCCACAAGUUCCCGUUAAUGUCACGGAGCAAGAAGAUUCACGACCUCAUCACGAACAAGGAAUCACGCGAGGCCAACCGGAGAGACACAGGAGGGGAGCCAGAAGAAGAUGCCGGGGAGAUCAGAGAGGAGGAAGUGGAAGUGGUGCUGGAGGAGGACGAGGAGGCGGACGUGCACCGCAUCCGCCUCCCGGAGUUCCCCGGCGGCGCGGAGGCGUUCGAGCUGGCCGCCAAGUUCUGCUACGGCGUCAAGCUAGACCUCACGCCGGCCACCGCCGCGCCGCUGCGCUGCGCGGCCGAGCGCCUCGGCAUGUCCGACGACCACUCCGACGACAACCUCAUCUCCCGCGCCGACCGGUUCAUAUCGCAGACCGUCCUGAGGAAUCCCAGGGACGCCAUCCGCGCGCUCAAGUCCUGCGAGGGCCUCCUCCCCCUCGCCGACAACCUCGGCCUCGUGUCGCGCUGCGUGGACGCCAUUGCCGCCAAGGCCGCCGCGUCCACGCCCACAGCGCUCUUUGGCUGGCCCAUAGCCGACGACGCAAGGGCCAGCGACCGCCAGCGCCGCAAGAACAGCGCCGCCGCCGGAGCCUCCUGGUUCGACGACCUCGCCGGUCUGUCCUUGGCCACGUUCACCCGUGUCAUUGCCGCCAUGAAGGAGCAUGGCGUCGGCCCGGAGGUUAUCGAGGGGGCUCUCAUUGCGUACGCCAAGCGGUCCAUCCCCGGGCUGUCGCGCACCGGGCGGCAUGUCGGCGGCGGUGGCGCCACGGCCGCGGCCGCAGCCCCUCCGUCGUCGGAUGGGGACCAGAAGGCGCUUCUCGAGACCGUCAUUGCCAACCUCCCUGAGGAAACCAUCAAGAGCAGUGCCCACACCGGCACCGCCGUGGGCGCCACCGCGGCGCGCGUCCUCUUCGGCCUCCUGCGCACGGCGAACAUCCUGCACGCGUCAGAGGCAUCCCGCGACAUGCUCGAGCGGCGCAUCGCCGCGCGGCUGCCGGACGCCGCCGUCGACGACCUGCUCAUCCCGAGCUACUCGUACCUCGUGGAGACGCUCUACGACGUGGACUGCGUCGAGCGCGUCGUGCGGUACUUCCUGGAAGGCCGCGACGUCGCCGAGGAGGGCAACGAGGACGAGUGCAGCGAGGCGGAGACGCCAGGCAGAGAGGCUUGCCGACGGGCCAUGCUUGCCGUGGGGCGGCUGAUCGAUGCGUACUUGGGCGAGAUCGCGACAGAUGCCAACCUGAAGCCGGACAAGUUCUGCGACCUCGCCUGGGCGUUGCCGGACGGCGCCCGCGUGUACGACGAUGGCCUUUACCGGGCUGUCGACAUCUACCUCAAGGCUCAUCCCGGGCUGAGCGAAGAAGAGAAGGAGAAGGUGAGCGGCGUGGUGGACGGGCGCAAGCUGACACUGGAGGCGUGCACGCACGCGGCGCAGAAUGAACGGCUGCCGCUGCGGACGGUCGUGCAGGUGCUCUUCUUCGAGCAGCUCCAGCUCCGUAGGGCCAUCGCGCGGACAAUCAUGGCGAACGAAGGCGGGGCGGCGGGCUCGGGGGAGGAAGGCGGCGACAGCGACGGUGGCGGGACGUGGCGCGUGGCCACACGGGGCAACCAGAUGCUGCGGCUGGACAUGGACAGCAUGCGGAACCGCGUGCAGGAGCUAGAGCGCGAGUGCACGAGCAUGAGGAAAGCCAUCGAGAAGAUGGACCGGCGAGGCGGGGCAGCGGCAGAUAGGGGAACACCGUCUGCGGCGGCAGCGGCGGAUGGGAGGUGGGGCUCGAUGGUGACCAAGCGGUUCGGGUGCAAAUUCCCGGCGCAGGUCUGCCAGUCGCAGCAGCGGACGGUGGUGGCACGGCCUCGCCGGCCACGCAUUGAGCAGAGCCCAUGAGCUCUCGCCGCCGCACAUCGUAGAGCUUGGAGACUUCAUUGUUCUGUUCUCUUGAUUCUUUGCUUCGAUUUGUGAAAAAUUCAGAUUUUCCCUUGCCUAGCAUGGUGUCUUUUUUUU
This is a messenger RNA of Panicum hallii, 2386 nucleotides long. RefSeq names its product BTB/POZ domain-containing protein At5g66560-like. The transcript has 4 exons. The coding region runs from base 221 to 2269 and encodes 682 amino acids. Lineage: Eukaryota; Viridiplantae; Streptophyta; Magnoliopsida; Poales; Poaceae. Gene Ontology annotation, molecular function: protein binding. The record is from RefSeq and is a predicted model, not a curated record.